UGUCAUUCGACGAUUUUUUGAGGAUACGGGAAAUCCAGAUUACACAAGUGAAGCCGGAGACCCAGCGCAUAUCGCCGGCCUGUCAUGACUCAAAACUCCUCUAGUAAGCUUCUAAACGGGGAUGCCUUACAUCGGACGAAACAAGACACGAAAGCGGGCGGGAACGGGUUCGUGAAGAACCACUGCUUGUUCCGGCAAAAGCGAUACCGCCGCCCGGCGGAGAAGAGCCAUCAUGCUUCAUGCACUUCGCUUUAUAAAAAGCCAUUUAUGGAGUCGUUUGAGGAGACCCCGCUGCUCGUUGCCGUCCUUACCUACAUGGGCUAUGGCAUCCUUACCAUUUUUGGCUAUCUGCGAGAUUUCCUGAGGGACUGGAAGUUUGAGAAGUGUCAUCUGGCCAGAGAGAGGGAAGAACAGAAGGCUUUUGUUCCACUGUAUCAGGACUUUGAGAACUUCUACACUAGGAAUCUGUACAUGAGGAUCAGAGACAACUGGAACAGGCCCAUAUGCAGUGUCCCUGGAGCCAAGAUGAACCUCAUGGAGCGGGUCACACCUGACUACAACUGGACCUUUGAACACACAGGGAAUGUUCUGAAAGAUGUUAUUAAUAUGGGCUCAUAUAACUACCUCGGCUUUGCUGAGAAUACCGGCACAUGCGCUGAUACUGCCUCUGAGUGCACAGUGAAAUACGGCGUGGGGAUGAGCAGCACCAGGCAAGAGAUAGGAAAUCUUGACAAGCAUGAGGAGCUGGAGGAGCUGGUGGCCAGGUUUUUAGGGGUUGAAUCAUCCAUGGCCUUUGGAAUGGGUUUUGCUACAAAUUCUAUGAAUAUUCCUGCACUCACAGGAAAAGGCUGUCUGAUCUUAAGUGAUGAGCUCAAUCAUGCAUCUCUGGUUCUGGGUGCUCGUCUCUCUGGCUCUACCAUCCGUGUAUUCAAACACAACAAUAUGCAGAGUCUGGAGAAGUUGCUCCGGGAUGCUAUCGUGCACGGCCAACCUAGAACCCACCGACCCUGGAAGAAGAUCCUCAUCGUUGUUGAAGGAAUUUACAGCAUGGAGGGCUCAAUAGUUCGACUUCCUGAGGUCCUUGCCCUAAAGAAGAAAUACAAAGCUUACCUGUACCUGGAUGAGGCCCACAGUAUCGGGGCACUAGGACCAAGAGGCAGAGGUGUGGUGGACUACUUUGGUCUGGAUCCAUCUGAUGUUGACAUCAUGAUGGGCACUUUCACCAAGAGCUUUGGUGCUGCUGGUGGAUACAUUGGAGGAAAGAAGGAGCUGAUUGAUUACCUCCGCAUACAUUCUCACAGUGCAGUUUAUGCUACCUCAAUGUCCCCACCCAUCACCCAGCAGAUUAUCACUUCUAUGAAGUGCAUUAUGGGAGAGGAUGGCACCACAUUAGGUCAAGAAAGGCUCUGUCAGCUGUCAGAAAACACAACCUACUUUCGCAGGAGAUUACAUGAGAUGGGCUUUAUCAUCUACGGGAACAAUGACUCCCCUGUUGUACCCUUGAUGCUCUACAUGCCAGCUAAAAUCGGAGCAUUUGGGAGAGAGAUGCUGAAGAGGAACAUUGGGACAGUGGUGGUUGGGUUCCCUGCCACACCCAUCAGUGAGUCCCGAGCCCGGUUUUGUGUUUCUGCCGCCCACACGAGAGAGAUGCUUGACACAGCUUUAAAUGCCAUCAGUGAAGUUGGAGAUCUACUCCAGCUGAAAUACUCAAGAAAACACAGGCGUGGGAGUGAAGGAACUGACUGUUUUUCAUUUCUGGAGGGCCACCAGGAUUAGCACUUUCUCAUGAUGGACUGAAUAUGUCUUUCUCCCCCCCAGAGCGUUUCAUGUCUAACUUAAGUGUCAUUUUCACGUUGAUUCAUUUCAGUGGACACGCAUUAAAGUCCACCAACUGACCAAAUUUCAAGUCUUACCUCUGGGUCCGAUAACCAAUAUUCAUUUCAUCGUGCAAUAUCAACUGUUGUAAAGAGUUCAUGUCACUGUGUUCAGCAUCAGAAAUCGCGCAGGAUAAAAGUUAAUGCUUUCCUUCUACACAGUCCGAAGGUAAUGAGAGUACACAAAAUCAUUUCCUGAUAUUUUAAUGCAAAUAUUAUCAGUAUUUUUGUCUUGUUUUCCAUUUAAAAAUCUUAAGUUUAAUUUACUCAGGGUCUUUUCCUACUUCUGCAACUAAUGUUUUUACUAAAAGCAGAAUUCUUACAGAAAUUUAACGCUUUUAAACAGGAAAAAACAUAUGCCAGUGGAGGAUAUUAAACAUAAUCGUAAACGCAUUCAAUUGAUAUUAUAUUAUAUUAUACAGUUUAAUCAAAAUUUAAGGAAAUUUAGAUUUUUAAUAGAAAACAAGAAAGAAAUCCUGAUAAAGAAAAUGUUUAGUUUUGAUUUCAGUGCAAGAAUAACGCAACUCACACGCUGGCAGUAUGCUUGUAAAGCAAGUGUCAUCUUUUAAUGAGAAAUAAGCUUAAAAAUAUAUCAAACAGAGAAAUCUACUUAUGAAGGAGAGAAUUUAUUAUAGUUAAACAGUAAAUAAGAAUGCACUAACUUCAUAUCCAUACAAAUGUAUAACAAUAUUGUCAAAUAUUUAUUAAUGCACAUUGCAGUGUGCCUACAUUUAACUCGUCCCAUACUAGUUUGCCUAGAUCCACAAAUCUUCACAUAUCACAUUUUAAUCUUUCACAAUGCAAAUAUGAUUGUAUGGGUAAAUCAGCAAUGUCUUAAUGAACCUGCGAAGAAGAAUGACAGCAUUUUCCGUAUCGUUUCAUCAGAGCUUUUUGUAUUUCAAUUUUAAUUGGGGUACUUUCCAUGAAUAGGGUACAGUUUGAUUUCAUUUAUCUUUAUUUUUAGCACUAGAGGAACAAAGCCCAUAUUGAGAAAUCUCAAUAUAUAAGAGAAAUCUCAACACAUUAGAAGGACAUUUUUUUUUAGACAAAUUGCCACCCAUGUUAUACAGAGAGAAAUAUUUCCUAUUUUUUGGCUUUUAAUUAGUUUUCAUUUAAUAUUUAUUGCUAGAGAAUAUUUAGUUUGAAAUGUCUUGUUUCAUAAUAAACAUUUUCUAAAGGCUAAAAGCCUUAAACUAGCCGUCUGCUUAAAAUGCUUUUUUUUUUUUUUUAAAAGAGGUUUAAGACAUAAUUUGUGCUCUAUUUGUGGAAGGUGCCUUUAUGUCUUACUUGAAUAUCUGUUACUUGCUGACAGUUUGCAUUACUCGAGACUAAGUAUGAUAUCUACACUUACUAAGUGUAUAGUGUCUUAGCCAGGGCAUUUCACAAAGGAAGAGGUCUUUUACUGAGUCAACAGAAAUAGAGUGACGUUGUUCACUUAAUGUUCAUUUGUUAUAUCUUCUGUUAACAGACAGCAGUGAAAAUGUUUGUUGCUAUUUGUAUUGUUACUAUACAGUUGCUUUUGAUUUGCUCUUUUUAAGUUAAAUCUUUUUUUUUAAUAACUGUGUUUUUCUAACAAAAGUGCUAAAUACGGGUCACUGAUAUAUGAAGAGCUUUUGACUGUAUGAAUGAUGAUGUGGCUUAUGAAUGCCUGUCGGAUAUACUUUUUUUUCCUCCGUUCCCUUUUGUGUUAAGUCUUGUUCUUAAUCGGAAAGGCAGCUUAUGCCAAGAAUAUGUCUCUAAGUGGGACUAUAUGACUUCAGAGCUACUAAUGACUGUUAAGAGAUGCAGAUAUGACGUUGGCACAUUGGCUUUAAGCAGCUUGUAUAAAUGCAAGUAAUGCCACCGAGCUGCAUUUGACUGUGAAACCAAAGGGCAUUCCACAAUUUCUGUUUGUUUUAAAAGUUGCACUUUUCAUCAUAUGUACAAACUAUCACAUUUGUCACACUUCUCCAUGCAAGAAACUGAAAAUUCAUUGAAUGUGACUGAUCAUUUGUUUUUGAAGAUAAUUAAACAAAUUUCCUUGUA
Messenger RNA from Puntigrus tetrazona (Sumatra barb), 3899 nucleotides. It is a transcript of the gene sptlc2b, whose product is annotated as serine palmitoyltransferase, long chain base subunit 2b. Gene Ontology annotation, biological process: ceramide biosynthetic process; sphingosine biosynthetic process. Lineage: Eukaryota; Metazoa; Chordata; Actinopteri; Cypriniformes; Cyprinidae. The transcript has 12 exons. The coding region runs from base 85 to 1776 and encodes 563 amino acids. Gene Ontology annotation, molecular function: serine C-palmitoyltransferase activity; pyridoxal phosphate binding. Gene Ontology annotation, cellular component: serine palmitoyltransferase complex. The record is from RefSeq and is a predicted model, not a curated record.